This is a messenger RNA of Racocetra persica, 391 nucleotides long. Lineage: Eukaryota; Fungi; Glomeromycota; Glomeromycetes; Diversisporales; Gigasporaceae. The record is from the annotation of a GenBank genome assembly.
GGAAAGGACGUAAAUGGGUUGAGUUAACAGUAAGGGAAUUUAAAAUUUGGUUGGCAAUAUUGAUAUAUGCUGGUAUUUUUAAAUUACCUAGCAUUAGGGAUUAUUGGAAUAGAGAUAACAGAUUUUCAGAACAUAAGAUAACUACUUUUAUGACUUCACUUUGCUUCGAACAAUUAAUAUGGGAUCUAAUUAAUGCGGGUAUGGAAGAAAAUAGCUUGGUUAAAAAGCCAAAUAUCCGAAAUCAGGUUAAAGAAUUAGCUAAAGAUCUUGAUACUGAUCUCUCAAAAAAACAAUAUGUAACAAGUAAUUUUGAACUUUCUUUAUUAAGGUUAACUCCGGAAGGACAUUUACCCGAAUGGAGAAAAGAAAGAGAGAGCUGCAUGUGGUGUAG